Molecule: messenger RNA, 4059 nt
Organism: Closterium sp. NIES-65
Lineage: Eukaryota; Viridiplantae; Streptophyta; Zygnematophyceae; Desmidiales; Closteriaceae
Source: the annotation of a GenBank genome assembly
AUGUAUGCUGUGACUAUUAGUGAUGAGGGUGACUGUUACCGGUGUUUCCCGUCCGACCUGGGCAUUGGUGAGGCUGGUACUGGUGAGGCUGCUGCUCUAGGUGCCAGUGCGUCCGCGCCCUCAGGUGCUGGUGAGUCUGCGCUCUCACGUACCACGUCGGCUUCGGCCUCCCUCACCUUCACACUUGACUCAGGGGAUUCUCGCUCCUUCUUUCGAGACCGCACCACACUCACGCCGCUUGGUCGGCCAGUUGCAGUCUCCCUGGCAGACCCCUCUGGGGGUCUUGUCCUCUCUCACUUCUCCACUGUCCUCCCGUGUCCGGCUGCCCCCUCUGGCACCUUGUCUGGUCUUUACCUCCCCUCGUUCUCUACGAACUUGGUGAGUGGUGCUGACCUGCAGGAUGCGGGGGUUCACCAGUUCACUCCUGCGAGUCAGCGGGUGACCCACUGCACGGACGCUCGCACAGGCCGACACCUGGCCACGUUUACACGUCGGCCGGGGUCGAGCCUAUACACACUGACCACUGCGUCUCCUCCAGUCACUGCGUCUGGUCAGGUAGCUGCGUCGGGUCAGGUGUUUACUGCAGCGUCCAGGUCUGGUCCUGAGUCUGCCCCCUGCUCGUGUCGCCUCCUGUCUGGCACCACCGUCUUGGUCACCCCUCCCUGCCUCGUCUCCGAGGCAUGGCUUCCCGUGUCCUUGUCUCUGGGGCGGCUCCGGGCUGCCCCUCAGUCCUCUCAGUUUCCCCCGACAGAGGCCCUGCUGCAGACGCUUCACAUGGACGUGUGGGGCCCGGCCCGCGUCCGUGGACAGGGUCACGAGCGCUACUUCCUACUGGUGGUUGACGACUACUCGCGUUACACCACAGUCUUCCCCUUGCGCAGCAAAGGUGAUGUCGCUGAGGUGUUGAUUGACUGGAUCCACGCAGCUCGUCUCCAGCUCAGGAGGAGCUUCGGCUCGGACUUUCCUGUUCUGCGUCUGCACUCUGACCAAGGCGGAGAGUUCUCCUCUGGCCUUCUGCGAGCCUACUGUCGUGCGCGAGGCAUCCGCCUGACCUUUACGCUUCUGGACUCUCCACAGCAAAAUGGGAUUGCUGAGCGCCGCAUUGGCAUGGUCAUGGACGUUGCCCGUACGUCCAUGAUGCAUGCGGCUGCCCCCCAUUUUCUGUGGUCGUUUGCGGUUCGGUACGCGGCGCAUCAGAUCAACCUUCACCCCAGGGUCUCUAGGUCGGAGACCUCCCCAGCCUUGCUGUGGACGGGGAAGGUCGGCAAUGCGUCUGCGUUCCGUAUCUGGGGAUCUCGGGCGUUUGGCCGCGACUUAUCUGCGGACAAGCUGUCCCCUCGUGCUGCUCCCUGUGUCUUCCUUGGCUUCCCCCCUGACGCCCUUGGGUGGCAUUUCUACCACCCCACCUCUCGUCGUGUUCUGUCCUCCCAACACGUCAUGUUCGACGAAUCAGUACCCUACUACCGCCUCUUCCCCUACCGCACUCCUUCCCUCCCCCCACCACCGCACUUCCUUGUGCCAGGUCCCCCCCCGGUAGACCCCCUCCCCCCUCAGGGUCGUGCCCCUUCAGGUGUGUCCCAGGUAGAUGCCGUCGAGCCGGUCGAGGUUGCUGGUGACUCUGGUACUGCUGCGGGUGCUGAGCCUGGGGGUGCUGUCUCUAGGGGUGCUGCGACUGGGGGUGCAGCGACUGGGGGUGCUGAGCCUGGGGGUGCUACGACUGGGGGUGCUGAGCCUGGGGGUGCUUUGACUGGGGGUGCUGAGCCUGAGGGUCCUUCGCCUGGGGGUGCUGAGUCUGGAGCUCCUGAGCCUGGGGGUGCGGAGCCCACGGCCGCUGGACCUGCUCGUGUGGCGUCUGGCGGUGCUGGGCCUGGUGGUUCUCCGGGUGCUUCGUCUCGGCGGGAGCCACUCUCUCCACAGGAGCUGCGCGAGUGGUUUGCCCGGCGCUGGAGGCGUACUACUGGAGUUGGUGCUUCUUCGGCUUCUGAGGGUGCUGGUGCCGCCGGUCUCGGAGGUGCUAGUCCUGCCAGUGCUACUGGAGUUGGAGCUGCUGAGGGUGUUGGUGCUGAGGCUACUGCUGUCAGUCCUGGCGGCGGUCGUGCUGCGGGUGCUGCUGGUGCUGCUGUAGGGUCCUGGAGCUGGAGUUCGCGUCAGCGACCUCCUCCUGUCCCUGGCACGCACCGGAUGUCUCUGCGUCCGUCCACUGCUCCUCUGUGUGCCCCUUUGCCUUCUUCUCCUGAGUCCUCUCUUCCUGCACUUGCCGACCUGGAGUCGGACUCUCUUCGUGCUACGAGUCCUACUGUCACGCGUCUCCUUGCUACUUUCGUCACUGACCCCUUCUUUGAGUCCACUGCUACGUCUGCUCUUGUUGCUGAGCUCGUCGACUUUGCUGCUCGCUGUCGUCUAGACUACGCUGCUAGUCUUGUUGCUGAGUCUGCGUCUGUCUGUCCUCCGUCCGUCGGGGGUGAGUGUGCUCUUGGCACGGACGUCCUUGAGGACAGGCAGGAGGAGUUCCAGUGUCUGGCUGCUGCUUCACCUCAUCUCGCGUCCGUACUGCUUACCCCUGAGGGAGACCCGGAUGCACUAGACAUCCCGACUCCGCGCUCUUACGCGGAGGCCGUAGAGGGUCCCUACUCCUCUCAGUGGCGGGCAGCUAUGGAUGCAAAGAUGGCUUCCUGGAAGUCCACAGGCACCUACAUUGACGUGGUUCCCAUUUCUGGGGCGAACAUCAUCAGUGGCAUGUGGAUCUUCAGGGUGAAGCGGCCGCCGGGCUCUCCAUGUGUCUUCAAGGCACGGUACGUGGCUCGUGGCUUCAGUCAGCGGCAGGGAGUUGACUACUUUCAGACCUUCUCUCCCACCCCGAAGAUGAACACUCUUCGGGUGCUGCUAUACGUAGCCGCUCAGCGCGACUACGAGCUUCACUCUCUUGACUUCAACACAGCUUUCCUGCAGGGUAGCCUGCACGAGGAGAUCUGGUUGCGCCGUCCACCUGGCUUCACUGGGACUUUCCCUCCUGGCACCCAGUGGAGCCUCCGACAGCCAGUCUACGGUCUCCGCCAGGCACCACGCGAGUGGCACGACACACUGAGGACUACACUUGCGGCUCUUGGGUUUGCUCCCUCUACUGCUGACCCGUCACUGUUUCUGCGCACCGACACCUCUCUGCCGCCGUUCUACAUCCCCGUGUACGUCGACGACUUGGUCUUUGCCACAGCUGACACUGCUGGACUCGCCCACGUGAAGUCCGAGCUGCAGAAGAGACACACGUGCACAGACCUGGGUGAAUUGCGCAGCUACCUUGGCUUGCAGAUCACCCGGGACAGAGCACGCCGCACCAUUACCCUGACUCAGUCACACAUGGUGCAGCAGGUCCUUCAGCGCUUCGGCUUCACGUACUCCUCGCCUCAGGCCACUCCUCUGUCUACUCGCCACUCGCUCUCAGCGCUGCCUUCGGAUGAGUCCGUAGAGUCGAGUGGCCCGUACCCAGAGCUUGUUGGCUGCCUCAUGUACCUGAUGACCUGCACACGACCUGACCUUGCAUGCCCUCUUAGCAUUCUUGCACGCUAUGUUGCUCCUGGGAGACACCGACCAGAGCACAUGGCUGCAGCGAAGAGGGUGUUGCGCUACUUGUGCAGUACGUCGGGCAUGGGGCUAGUGCUUGGAGGGCGGAGUCCAGUGGUCCUCACUGGGCACGCGGACGCUUCUUGGGUAGACGACCAGGCUACGCAGCGGUCGUCACAGGGCUACACCUUCAGCCUUGGUUCCGGCUCUGUUUCGUGGCGGGCUACUCGCUCGUCUUCUGUUCUUGGCUCCAGUUGUGAGGCUGAGAUCUACGCAGGGGCCAUGGCUGCACAGGAGCUUCGCUGGCUUACCUACCUGCUGACUGACCUCGGAGAGCCGCCUCGUUCUCCUCCGAUGCUGUACGUAGACAACAAGGCCAUGCUAGCGUUGUGUCGGGAGCAGCGCCUGGAGCACAGAACGAAGCACAUUGCUCUCCGCUACUUUCUUGCUCGUGAGUUGCAGCAGCGUGGUCAGUUGCGGCUUGCCUACGUGGCCUCUUAG